Messenger RNA from Exaiptasia diaphana, 2788 nucleotides. RefSeq lists its product as uncharacterized. Bases 366 to 2402 code for a protein of 678 amino acids. NCBI's taxonomy places the organism in Eukaryota, Metazoa, Cnidaria, Anthozoa, Actiniaria, Aiptasiidae. The record is from RefSeq and is a predicted model, not a curated record. The transcript has 2 exons. Gene Ontology annotation, biological process: intracellular signal transduction.
CGGGUAUAAUUUUAUUGUUUGAACAGUCAUGGAUAUUGCUUAAUACUUUACUACCAUGCAAGAUAUAUUAAUUGUAUUUUUCUACAUAUGGUGAUAGUAUUUUGCAAGCUGUCAAGUGUUUAUGAUUUUUUUUGUUUAUAUAAUAUAUCGUUUCUAUGACACUUCUCUGUUUGAUGUUUCUGUUCGGUGAAUGAAGUCUUUGAAUAAUUUGUACUCUUUAUAUUCAGCUUUUUUCGGCACAUCGUUAAGAAUGCAGAACGGACACAGUUGAGAGAAACCCAGACUAUUACUUUAACUUUCGCAUUUUGCAAAUAUUUGAAUUGCAACCAAACUCCAUAAACUACAUCGAUAAUCUUAGCAUCAAAAUGGGUUCUGGAUCAAGCAAAAAGAAAGCUCAAACUACAAUGAAAACGGUAGAAGCUACUCAAGCAUUCAAGAAAGGAUCGAAAACAGCUUCAAACAAAAGCACUACAUCGUAUUUAGGAAAGAUUCUGGUAUCGUUUCACUCGAAAAACUACCAUACAGCACAAGACCUACGCAACUUUCUCCAGGAGAAGAAAUUCGAAGUGUUUCUAAUUUCCGAAGGAAGCCCAGCAUCACUACAUCUUCGAGAACAGAGUGUUCAAUGGUGUGAUGUAUUUGUCCUCAUUGCAACAUUCAGCUACCAAAGAUCUCCACAUUGUGUAGAACUUGCAAACUACGCGAAAGAUAAGAAGAAGCCUGUUGUGUCACUAAUCGCUCAGCCGAAUUUUUCCCCUUCAGGUUCAGUGGGGGCAAUCUCAUUAGCAUGGGGCAUUAGUAUACAAUAUAUCCAAUCAACUCCAGAAAACAAUGAAAAAGUAUUACAAGCUGUCCAACAAAAGAUGUCAGGUGUGCAGUCUGGUGAUGUUGCCAUGCCUACACAUGAUACUCCAGAGGGUUCACCAGUUCAAACUGAAAAAAUACCAGGAUCAUAUCUGUGUAUCACAUAUCACCAAGAUGGAUCAAAGGUGGCCGAGAUGUUGAAAGGUGGGCAUGGUGUGUCCAAUAAAGGGGCACAAGCCAACACACUUAGCCCCUUAGCCAUCAAAAUGGGAAAUCCAAACAGUGAUAAUAUGGGACUCAUUAAAGACUGCAAAGUCUUUAUACCCGUACUAACAACAGGUUAUCAGUCGACUGAGAAGUGCCAACAGGAAUAUGAAUAUGCACGGAAAUGCCAAAAGGUAAUAGUUCCAGUAAAGGGUGAGAAGUUCUGGCCAUCUGGCUGGCUAUCACUUGGAAUAGCAGGCAAGCUCUACUAUGAGCUUAUUGAUGCAAACCAAGCAUACACUCAUCAUCCCAAUGUACCUGAUAGCAAUCCUAUGAAUGAUUUCAUUUUCGCUGUCAUGACUGCCAUGCAAGGUGAACAGACAGAGGAGGAAAAAGACAAGGCUGAUAUUGCUGCAUUAACCAAACAAAUAGACAGUGUGAAGCCUAAACUAGAUGAAUGGCCUCCMMAACAAAGACAGGAAACAAAAGAAAGAUCACUUCCUCCUCAUCCAGACACGCUCAUAACUCAGGAUAAAGAGAACCUACGCUUCAACUACAUCAAAUAYGAAGUCACCCGCAUGACAUUUAAGCCCCCUAAGCCUUUGUUUGACGACCAUGGAAGACCAAUAGAGCAGAAGUUUGACAUCAUGUUGUCAUAUCAGUGGGACAUUCAAAAUUUUGUAAGAGAUAUGUACAUGGAGUUAGACAUGAAGACRUUUAAGACCUGGAUGGAUGUGUGGGGCGGCAUGCAAGGAAACAUCAACGAAGCCAUGGCAACAGCUGUAGAGAAUUCAACUCUAAUGAUAUCAUUUCUCACUGAAAAAUAUCAAAAGUCAGUGAACUGCAACUUGGAGUUGCAAUAUGCAAAGCAACAACAAAUGCCAAUCAUAUUUAUCAAAGUAGARCYAGAACUGGAGUUAAAAGACUGGAUUCAAGAUCUGGCAGAGAAGAGUUUGGUCUACAACUUGAGGUCAACAUCAGACUUUGGAGUCAUGGACAAUGGUGUGCCUAAAAUAAACCGCAUUGCUGAAGCAGCAAGAAACCUCAUCAAGUGGUCAGCAAYGCAGCCAAAAAUACUACGCAAUGAUGUAUCAGAAGAAGUCUACAGACURCAAAAUYUACUGGAAGAUGCCUUAUGUGCCCAAGCUGAGAAGGAAAACCGGUCUAGAUAUCUGAAAUGCACUCGCUGUGAAGCUCAGUUUGAGCCAGAUGCAGCAGCUGGUUGUAAAAAACACAGAGCAUACUACAUGGGUGGCAACAUACUUGCAGGCCGGUGGGUUUGUUGUAGCCAACGUGAGAAGGAUGGGAUGGGAUGUGAAAAUACAAACCACACCACUGWACAGAGAAAGUGGACACCCAUUCAAGGAGGAUGUCAUAAGUGGAUUCCAGAGUGAGACAAUGUGCAAAGAUUGCAGUCAGCAAAUUAAAACUUUGUUAUCUUUAUAUUCAAUUGUUUGUAUCUAAAUAUCAUUAAUUCUAAAAAUAUUUAAAAGUAAUACUUCUUUAAGUAAUCAUAUGAGGAAGUAGCUGAUCCCAUUAAAGAGUGCUCAAUACACAUAUAGUGUAGAGCUAAUUAUAUAUAUAAUAUUAACAAAAAGGCAAGAUUAUUAAUCAAGGUCAUUAAAUACUGUCUGAUGAGUGCUUACAGCACGAAACUCGGAAUAACAGCAAAUCUUGCCUCUUUGUUAUUAUACAUACUUUUUUAAGUAUAUUACUCUUAUGGUGUAAUGAAUAYGGCAUAUUUAUAUUAUUUAACAAAGAUUAAAUGUAAUCACUUCUA